AUGAAUGAUGAUGUAGACCGCGCUGAAGAGGGCCUGAAUAAGGGCGAUUCCUCUUUUCAUAAGCUUGGAAAAGGAAUUGUUGCAUUCGUGCGGGCGACGUUGGGUUUUGAGCAGGAAAUCAUGCGUCUUGCGGGCGAACUGCUAGCUGAGGCUGAAACGAGUGCAUCAAAUGAUCAACAUAAAGCUCAGCAUAAUUUGAAUGCCACCAAUACGUUCCGAUCGACGAUCUAUUCCCCUGGAACCGAAUAUGUCCUUUGUCGCAGCAUGGCUCAGCUCAUGGCUGCUCUUGUUGGAGUCCUGAAUGAAAGUCUAACGGAGAGCAUCAGGGCUUUCUACAAGCUAAGGAAAGCAUAUAUCGCACUAGAUAGUAUAAUGCAGAUGGAGGAGAAAUAUCUCCAGGCGGAAUCUACAAGGAAAAUGAUGUCCUCAAAUAGUUUGUUGUCAGCUAGCCACCCGCAGCCAACUGAGCCAUUACGGAGCGAUAAACUCAAAUCCACCGAAGUGAAACCUGAUGUAACUUCUGAAUUCCUCACGAAGACCUCUCUAUCACCCGAUGAUACAAAUAAGUCAAUUUCGUCUCAGGGGGACAAGAAAGAAAUCAAUGACGAUAUUGCGCUGACCUCCCAUGCAGAAGCAGGACGUGUAUCGACAGAUUUUCCAGAGAAACUUUCAUCUCCCGGACAGUAUCUAAAUCACGACCCCGAUUCUGAUAUAUUUACACACACCGUGGAUUCGUUUGUGCAUUCUGGGACAAACCUCUGCUUCGGCCUCCUGCUGCUUCUCAUUUCGAUGGUUCCACCAGCCUUUUCAAAAUUGCUAUAUAUUGUCGGUUUCCGUGGCGACAGAACUCGAGGUCUCCGGAUGUUGUGGCAAGCUAGUAAAUUUCACAACCUGAAUGGCGCGAUUGCAGGUUUGGCCUUGUUGGCUUACUACAAUGGCUUCAUUAGAUAUUGCGAUAUCAUAGAUGACUCUCAAACCGAAAGUGAAGAGUUUAUCGAGGGCUACUCGGAGAAACGACUCACAACCCUAUUGGCGGAAAUGAGAAUUCGAUUUCCCCAUAGCCGUCUUUGGCUUUUAGAGGAAUCUCGGAUGCACGGUGCGAAUAGAAAUUUAAACAGGGCCCUUGCGCUCUUAUCUAGCGACACGAAGAGCCCGCUGAAGCAGGUUGAAGCAUUAUGUAUGUUCGAAAAGAGCUUGACGGCUAUGUAUGUUCAUCAAUAUGAAUUAUGCGCUGAAUCGUUUAUCGAGUGUGCUGAACUCAACUCAUGGUCGCGAGCUCUGUAUUAUUAUAUUGCCGCAUCCACCUAUCUUGCUCUCUACCGGCAGAAUGCACAGAAGUCCCCUUUGGUCGCCAAGGCAUACGCCUCUAAAGCGGUUGAUUUAUAUAAAAAGGUACCCUCCCAAGCAGGUAAAAAGAAGUUUCUAGCCCGCCAACUUCCAUUUGACGUUUUUGUGGCCCGGAAGAUUUCAAAAUGGGAAGCACGUGCGAAGGAAUGGCAUGUUGAUUUCAUUGACGCAGUCGGCGUAGACCCAGUUGAAGAAAUGAUAUAUUUUUGGAACGGUCACAGUCGCAUGAACAAAGAGCAACUCGAAGACUCGCUGAGGCAUUUAGAAUGGUCAGAGAGCCCUCACAAUAAGCAUUGGCAUCGCGAGAGUAUAGACGAGUUUGCCAUCUUAGCUGUGCUCCGCGCUUCCAUUUUCCGGUCGCUGGGCAGACACGACGAAUCGAAGCAACUGUUACAAUCCCAGAUCCUCGUUCAUGACAAGGCAGUAUUCAAAGGCCAUCUUAAAGAUGACUGGACGUGCCCAACUGCCCACUAUGAAAUGGCCGCAAAUCUAUGGAUGGAGCGAUUCUCAUAUCGGCCACUGAGCUCAACAACUGACGUCCCUGAUGCCUCCUCACUCACAAACCUUUCAUCAAAGCCAUCACCGCCAAAUUUGCCUCACACUAAACCCACAGGCAGAGCCUUAGGUGAAAAUACGCAAUCCUACGACCGAUGCAAGGUCCGAGAGUGCAAAGAAUGGAUUGACAAGGUUGCGAAAUGGGAAACAUACGAACUCGACGCCAGAGUGGGGCUCAAAGUUACCAUGGCUGAAGAAACGUUACGGAAAUGGGAAUCAGCCAAUCCAAGCUAA
Molecule: messenger RNA, 2136 nt
Organism: Paracoccidioides lutzii Pb01
Exons: 4
Coding region: 1-2136 (711 amino acids)
Cellular component (GO): mitochondrial outer membrane; nucleus; cytosol
Source: RefSeq, a predicted model, not a curated record